This is a messenger RNA of Terrapene triunguis (Three-toed box turtle), 2555 nucleotides long. It is a transcript of the gene STRIP1, whose product is annotated as striatin interacting protein 1. Lineage: Eukaryota; Metazoa; Chordata; Testudines; Emydidae. Bases 1 to 2469 code for a protein of 822 amino acids. The transcript has 21 exons. The record is from RefSeq and is a predicted model, not a curated record. Gene Ontology annotation, cellular component: cytosol. Gene Ontology annotation, biological process: cytoskeleton organization.
AUGGAGCCGGGCGGUGUUGGUGGCUGCGGGGGGCCGGGGCCGGGGCCGCUGAUCGUGAACAACAAGCAGCGGGGCGGGCUGCUGCCGGCGGGGAAGGGCCGCGAGUUCAACCGCAACCAGCGCAAGGACUCCGAGGGCUAUUCUGAAUCCCCAGACUUGGAGUUUGAAUAUGCAGAUACAGAUAGAUGGUCUGCAGAGCUGUCGGAACUAUACAGCUACACGGAGGGUCCGGAGUUCCAGCUGAAUCGAAAAUGCUUUGAGGAGGAUUUUAGGGUCCACGUGCUGGAUAAAAAAUGGACCGAGCUGGACAACAGCCAGCAUCGUACCCAUGCCAUGCGGCUCCUCGAUGGGCUGGAGGUCACUGCCAGGGAGAAGAGGCUCAAGGUGGCCCGAGCCAUCCUCUACGUCGCACAAGGCACCUUUGGAGAGUGCGGUUCCGAGGCUGAAGUUCAAGCCUGGAUGCGAUAUAACAUUUUCUUGCUACUGGAAGUUGGUACCUUCAAUGCUUUGGUGGAGCUUCUGAACAUGGAGAUUGAUAACAGCGCCGCCUGCAGCAGUGCCGUGAGGAAGCCCGCCAUCUCCCUGGCCGACAGCACGGAUUUGAGGGUGUUGCUGAACAUCAUGUACCUGAUCGUAGAGACGGUCCGGCAGGAGGCUGAGGGAGACAAGGUUGAGUGGAAGACGAUGAGGCAGACUUUCCGAGCAGAGCUAGGGGCCCCGCUGUAUAACAACGAGCCAUUUUCCGUUAUGCUCUUCGGAAUGGUGACCAAAUUCUGCAGCGGCCACGCCCCACACUUCCCUAUGAAGAAGGUACUGCUGCUGCUCUGGAAAACUGUGCUGUGCACUCUGGGAGGCUUUGAGGAGCUCCAAGCCAUGAAGGCCGAGAAACGGGAGAUACUGGGCCUCCCGCCACUUCCAGAGGACAGCAUCAAAGUGAUCCGCAACAUGAGGGCUGCAUCCCCGCCGGCGUCAGCCUCUGACCUGAUCGAACAGCAGCAGAAACGGGGCCGGCGGGAACACAAGGCUCUGAUUAAGCAAGACAACCUUGAUGCCUUCAAUGAGCGGGACCCUUACAAAGCUGACGACUCCCGUGAGGAAGAGGAGGAGAAUGACGAUGACAACAGCCUUGAGGGGGAGACGUUCCCCCUGGAAAGAGAUGAGGUGAUGCCUCCACCCAUCCAGCACCCUCCCACCGACCGACUCACCUGCCCAAAGGGGCUGCCCUGGGCUCCCAAGGUCAGAGAGAAGGACAUCGAGAUGUUCCUGGAAUCCAGUCGCAGCAAGUUCAUCGGUUACACGCUGGGGAGUGACACGAACACGGUGGUGGGGCUGCCCAGACCCAUCCACGAGAGCAUCCGAACCCUGAAACUGCACAAGUACACGUCGAUCGCGGAGGUUCAGGUUCAGAUGGAAGAGGAGUACCUGCGCUCCCCGCUCUCCGGGGGGGAAGAGGAAGUGGAGCAAGUUCCUACGGAAACCCUGUACCAGGGCCUCCUUCCCAGCCUGCCCCAGUACAUGAUUGCCUUGCUGAAGAUCCUGCUGGCCGCAGCCCCCACCUCCAAAGCCAAGACGGAUUCCAUUAACAUCCUCGCGGACGUCUUGCCGGAGGAGAUGCCGACCACGGUGCUGCAGAGCAUGAAGCUGGGCGUGGACGUGAACCGGCACAAAGAGAUCAUCGUCAAGGCCAUUUCUGCCGUGCUGCUGCUGCUGCUCAAACACUUCAAGUUGAAUCACGUUUAUCAGUUUGAGUACAUGGCCCAGCACCUGGUGUUUGCCAACUGCAUCCCACUCAUCCUGAAAUUCUUCAAUCAGAACAUCAUGUCCUACAUCACUGCCAAGAACAGCAUCUCGGUCUUGGAUUACCCUUACUGCGUGGUGCACGAGCUCCCGGAGCUGACGGCAGAGAGUCUGGAAGCCGGGGAUAACAACCAGUUUUGCUGGCGGAACCUGUUCUCCUGUAUAAACCUCCUGAGGAUACUGAACAAGCUGACAAAGUGGAAACACUCCAGGACCAUGAUGCUGGUGGUGUUCAAGUCGGCUCCCAUCCUGAAACGAGCCCUGAAGGUGAAGCAAGCCAUGAUGCAGCUCUAUGUCCUGAAGCUGCUCAAGGUGCAGACCAAAUACCUGGGGCGGCAGUGGAGGAAAAGCAACAUGAAGACCAUGUCUGCUAUCUACCAGAAAGUGCGGCACCGGCUCAACGAUGACUGGGCCUAUGGAAAUGAUCUGGAUGCGCGCCCCUGGGACUUCCAGGCGGAGGAGUGCGCCCUGCGAGCCAGCAUCGAGCGCUUCAACUCCAGGCGCUAUGACCGGGCGCACAGCAACCCUGACUUCCUGCCCGUGGAUAACUGUUUACAGAGCGUGCUGGGCCAGAGGGUGGAGCUGCCAGAGGAUUUCCAGAUGAACUACGAUCUAUGGCUAGAAAGGGAAGUCUUCUCCAGACCUAUCUCCUGGGAAGAACUGCUGCAAUAAUGCCUGUGUGACACUAGGGGGCCCUGCAGAGACUUGGAGCUGGGGCUAACAUGCCGAAGGGACGAUGCCGGGAAUGGUCGAGUUCC